GGCCCUCCCACUCACCUCGUCCUCGGCCAGCUACCUGACCUCCCUCUCCAGCCCCUCUCUCCAGCGUGUCCCCCAGAGCGCAGCUGCAAGAUGGCCAUGAAAGACCUCCUGAAAGCUGAUGACAUCAAGAAAGCUCUUGAUGCAUUCAAAGGUGCAGACUCCUUUGACUAUAAGAAGUUCUUCAACAUGGUGGGCCUGAAGGCAAAGUCAGCUGAAGAUGUGAAAAAGGCUUUCAAAAUCCUGGAUGUGGACAACAGUGGAUUCAUUGAGGAGGAUGAGCUGAAACAUGUCUUGAAAGGGUUUUCCUCAGAAGGCAGGGAGCUCACCGAUAAAGAAACCAAGGCACUCCUGACAGCAGGUGACAAGGAUGGAGAUGGCAAGAUUGGCAUGGACGAGUUUGCAGCCUUGGUGCAUGAAUAGACGGCCCACCUCCUGCCUUGGCCAACUUGCGCUCCGCCCUCUCCCUGUCCUUUCCUCCCCAUCCCAGAACACUGCCCACCUCAUGACCCCCAUCCCGCACCCCCCUGGCUCAAACGUCCACUGAAGCUUGACUCUUUCCACUCCAGCAUAUUGGACUGGAAGCAACACAGCAGUGGGGGAGGAUGGUUGAGUAGGGGCACUCACAAACUCAGUAACCCUAUUUUUUUUCCAUUUUUUUUAAUAAAGAAUAAAUUGUAUAUGUUUCUGUUGUUUUGAAAUAUCAAACUAUUUCAUAUUAAGGACAUGUAGAUAUGUAAACAACUUCCAUCUCUUCUGUUUUGUUCAACCUUCUGCCUCUCUCCGUCACUUGCACACUCCUCCUCACCUUUCCUCCCCCAGUCCUUCUUCUGGUUAUGAGUGGCGACAUACUCAGAAAGAAUCAUUUGAGGUCAAGCCGUGAAGAGAGAAAAGAAAAAAAUUAAAAAUAAAACCAUGCCUUGACUAUA
Molecule: messenger RNA, 926 nt
Organism: Scleropages formosus (Asian bonytongue)
Lineage: Eukaryota; Metazoa; Chordata; Actinopteri; Osteoglossiformes; Osteoglossidae
Gene: pvalb7
Product: parvalbumin 7
Exons: 5
Coding region: 91-420 (109 amino acids)
Cellular component (GO): cytoplasm
Molecular function (GO): calcium ion binding
Source: RefSeq, a predicted model, not a curated record